Panicum virgatum (switchgrass) is the source of this 2701-nucleotide messenger RNA. RefSeq names its product IQ domain-containing protein IQM4-like. The transcript has 11 exons. The record is from RefSeq and is a predicted model, not a curated record. NCBI's taxonomy places the organism in Eukaryota, Viridiplantae, Streptophyta, Magnoliopsida, Poales, Poaceae. The coding region runs from base 695 to 2563 and encodes 622 amino acids. Gene Ontology annotation, molecular function: protein binding.
UGCGUCUUCUUCCCUACAGGACGGACAGCCGGAAACUGCAAGCAAAGUAGCAAACCGUCAGAGCUUCAGAGGCAGCGCCAUGCGUGGCGGCGGAGAUAGCUAGGUGCCGACGCAUGUGCUCUUGAAAUGCACGGGCGCUGCGGCGGAUUGGUUCAGUAGUUCGCGGGGCGGAUGCAGCUUUGGUUGUUUCCUUCCCCAGGGCCUCGGGGAGGGAAAAGGAAGGGAGCAUGGAUCAUGUUGCUGCUUCUCAAAGUGCAGGAAGCGGAGACGAUGACUGAAGAAGAAGGCUGGAACCCGCCUCCGAAACGCGACUCAACCUCAUCACGGCAUCGCAGUCGCCGGUGAGCCGUUGGGAGCACGGAUGCCAAGUUCUGCCACUGCAUGCGAGGUGUACGGUGGAAUGCUCGUGAGCCCUCUGGCUCGCAGACCUCCUCUCAAGAGGCUCUAUUUGAUGGAUGGUGCAAGAAAUUUGAAGGUAAAGAGGUAAAGCUGAUUGUUGAUUGAUUGAGCUCCUUUCCCUUUUUUCGGCCUUAGAAUACUUAUUAUGUCAAGAUUUCUUGGUCUCUUCUUUCUUUCCUCUCCGUCUGCCGUCCAUGCAGGAAACGACUUUUUAAUCGUAAGAGGCACAAGACUUCUCAAAGUGUGUCAAAGCAUUCAUAAAGAAGUAAAGAACACAACUGCGGAAGAGAUAUAAAUGGGGCUGUCAAUCUCAUACCCACAAGAUGACUACCUUCCUGAGGAUGAUGACGAUGAUAUGGACAGGCUCUUUGUGCGGUCUCUAAGCUUUGAUAAUCUUAGCACGCUUGAUACCCUUGAGUCACCACCGGCAUUGCUCGAUGCCCUGACUUCCAAGAGGCUCAUCAUACGAGGCUCUUUAAGCUUUGAAACAAGGGACAGUGAUCCAUUUCAAGCUGAAACUACGCUAUCAAUUGUGAGCCCUCAACCUGCAAAGAAGAGUGGCAACUACAAGCCUAUCAACCUGCGAAGACAUGGAUCCUUGGAUAAUUUGCCACCAAAUUCUCCGGUGAUUGCAAUGGUCAGCCCGAAACACCAGGCUGCAGCAAUAAGGGUGCAGAAGGUGUACAGGAGCUUCAGGACAAGACGGCAGCUUGCUGAUUGUGCUGUUCUUGUUGAACAACGCUGGUGGAAACUACUUGAUUUCGCACUGCUCAAGCGCAGUUCAGUGUCAUUCUAUGAGGUACAGAAGCCGGAGACGGCCCUCUCAAGGUGGUCUCGUGCCAGAACAAGAGCUGCCAAGGUGGGGAAAGGUCUUUCCAAGGAUGAAAAAGCUCAGAAGCUUGCACUGCAACACUGGCUCGAAGCAAUUGACCCUCGACAUCGGUAUGGUCACAAUCUGCACUAUUAUUACCAACAUUGGCUACACUGUGAGAGCAAACAGCCAUUCUUUUACUGGUUGGAUAUCGGUGAAGGAAAGGAGGUUGAUAUGGAGGACCGGUGCCCAAGAUCGAAGCUGCUGCAGCAAUGCAUCAGGUAUCUUGGUCCAAAAGAAAGGGAAAUCUACGAGGUCGUGGUUGAGGAUGGAAAGAUGAUGUACAAGCUGAGUCGCAAAAUCAUCGACACGUUUGAGGGCCCCAGGGGUGCAAAAUGGAUCUUCGUGCUGAGCACAACGAGAAUUCUAUACAUCGGCACUAAGAGCAAGGGCACAUUUCAGCACUCGAGCUUCCUAGCUGGUGGAGCCACAUCUGCUGCGGGCAGACUGGUUGUAGAGAAGGGAAUUCUAAGGGCUGUCUGGCCACAUAGUGGUCACUACCGGCCCACGGAGGCAAACUUCCGGGAGUUCAUGAACUAUCUGAAGACGAGGAACGUGGAUCUUACAAAUGUCAAGUUGAGCCCAUCAGAAGGCGAGGAGGACGAGGGGCUCAGGCACAGGGAGAGCAGCGAUCCCGCGAGGCAAGAAGACUCCAAGCCCCAAACCCCUGGCACCGACCAAGACAAGGCCACAGCCAACACCACGCCGGCCACGCCACCCUCCACGAGCGGUGAUACAGCAACCACCGCAGCAGCAGGAGGAGGAGGAGGAGGCACCCCAGUGAUGAAGAGGUCCUCGUCGGGCAACCGGCUGCAGCGCAAGCGCCCGCCGCGGCUGACGGUGAACAAGAACCAGCUGGGCAAGGGCACCGCCGAGCACGGCGCGGGAGCGUUCGGGGACUGCCUGGACUUCUGCAAGGAGAACCUGUUCCGGGGCGGCGAGGGAGGCGAGGAGUUGGUGGUGGUGCCGCAGGAGAAGAUCCAGCACCGCAUCAACUCCAAGAUGGCCCUCCACUCGUACCAGCUCGGGAACCAGCUGUCGUUCCGGUGGACCACCGGCGCCGGGCCGAGGAUCGGGUGUGUCCGGGACUACCCGCCGGAGCUGCAGUUCCGGUCGCUGGAGCAGGUCAGCCUGUCGCCACGGGCCGGUGCCGGGCCGGCCAGGUUCGGGACUUCGCCCCGGCACCAGAGCCCGUGCGCGCCGCUCGUGUCGCCCACGCCCGGUGGCCUCGUCCCGCCGACGUACGGCGCGGCGGGGACAGCUACGUCGCGGCUGCAGCACGGUGCAGCCUAGUCGCGCGCCAUUGGCAUAUAGCAUGAACCAUACCAGCAGAGCUUCUAACUACCAGCACAGCAGUGUGCCACAACUCCACAGCAUAUUGUUGCCUAUUCUUUGCACACUGGUGAAUCACAACUUCUUUUGUGCAAGAAA